Molecule: messenger RNA, 4877 nt
Organism: Pteropus alecto (black flying fox)
Lineage: Eukaryota; Metazoa; Chordata; Mammalia; Chiroptera; Pteropodidae
Gene: MYRIP
Product: myosin VIIA and Rab interacting protein
Exons: 18
Coding region: 296-2866 (856 amino acids)
Biological process (GO): intracellular protein transport
Cellular component (GO): cortical actin cytoskeleton
Molecular function (GO): actin binding; small GTPase binding; myosin binding
Source: RefSeq, a predicted model, not a curated record
AGGCGUUGCGGCUCAGAUCUGCUGCGUCUCACGACCCGCGCGCCCCUGCCUCGCAGCUCGCCGCCUCCAAGUCCACGCGCCGCGGUUCUUCAGGUGCCCCAGGUAUUCUGAGGCGCGGUGGCCUGAGCCCGGCCGCCAUCGAUGACCUGGGUCACGGACUUGCUCCAGCCUGGCCACCCCGUGUUCACGGCUGGUAAUGAAUUUUCCUCAGAAUGAAUCACAGCUCAAGGCUCACCUAGACCUAAUUUACAUGAUAUUUAGGUCUCGUUUCAUCGUCUGUGCUUGGGGUUAAAUCAUGGGGAGAAAGCUGGAUCUCUCCGGGCUGACCGAUGAUGAAACAGAGCAUGUUCUCCAGGUGGUUCAGCGAGACUUCAACCUUCGAAAGAAAGAGGAAGAACGAUUAAGCGAGCUGAAGCAGAAGCUGGACGAAGAAGGCAGCAAGUGCAGCAUCCUCUCGAAGCACCAGAAGUUCGUGGAGCACUGCUGCAUGCGCUGCUGCUCGCCCUUCACUUUCCUCGUCAACAGCAAGCGCCGCUGUGGGGACUGCGCGUUCAACGUCUGCAAGAGCUGCUGCUCCUACCAGAAGCACGAGAAGGUCUGGGUCUGCUGCGUCUGCCAGCAAGCCAGGCUCCUGAGAACCCAGUCUCUGGAAUGGUUCUACAAUAACGUAAAGAGCCGUUUCAAACGCUUUGGCAGCGCCAAGGUCCUGAAGAACCUGUACAGGAAACACAGGCUGGAGAGUGGAGCAUGCUUCGACAUCCUAGGAGGAAGCUUUUUUGAGGCAAACCUGGAGAAUGAAGGAAGUAUUUCAGGAAGUGAGUCAACAUUUUAUAAGCAGUCGGAAGGACACAGCAUGAUGGACACACUGGCUGUCGCCCUACGCGUGGCUGAAGAGGCCAUCGAGGAGGCAAUUUCCAAAGCAGAAGCCUACGGGGACAGCCUGGACAAGCAGCAUGAAGCCAGUUACCUGCGGGACCACAAGGAAGAGCUGACUGAGGAACUAGCCACAACGAUCCUGCAAAAGAUCAUAAGGAAACAGAAGAGCAGAAGUGAGCAGCAAAUGGGCGAAGAGCCGGGGUGGUCACAGCCCCAGAGCUGCAGUGCGAAGGCGGCCGACGAGGGCACCACGGCCUCCGCAGGAGGCCACCGCGCUUCCAGCACCUUCUGGUCUGCGUUCUCCCUCACCAGAGGAGGGGCUCCGAAGACCUCAUCGCUGGAGGCAGCGUCUAGACAGCCGGGGAACCAGGCACAGCAGCCCAGGGAGGAAUCGGCAUUGCCCAGCUGGACGAGCGUGGACAGGCUGGACGACACAGACCUGGCCCCAGUACUGCAGAGCCCUGAUGGGAACUGGGUGGCCCUGAAGGAUGGCACGCUGCCCCCAACCCGCCUGCUGGCCAAACCUAAGAGUGGCACGUUUCAGGCUCUGGAGGUGGCCUCCAGCGUGACAUCUGCCUACGAUGAGAUGGGCUCCGACAGUGAAGAGGACUUUGACUGGAGCGAGGCUUUGAGCACUCUGUGCCCGCGGCCCCGGGGCCUGACCCGGAAGCCCCAGCCUCAGCUCACGCAGGCCCAAGGCUCGGACCAAGGUCCCCUGGCCAUCUCUGCCUCUUCCAGGCUCUCCCCCUACCCCGAGGCCAUGUGCUCUGACUCGGAGACCUCCUCAGCAGGCUCUUCCCGGGAAGCCGGGCAUCGGGCCAGACUGUCUUGGGUGCAGAGGAAGGCCCCCAGGAACCCUGCGGCUGAGAAGAUGCGCCUACAGGGAGAGCUGGACGUGAACUUCAACCUCCAGGCAGCCGGCAGGGAGACCUCAGACAGCAGCGAGCCUGAGGAAGCCCCUCACGCUGCAGACCGGAGGGCCAGGAGGUGGAGAAGGGCCCGAGUGGGCUCAGAGGAGCCAAGCAAGGAACCACCUUCCCCCGACGCCCAUUCCCAGGAUCUGGACACACAUCAGGUAUCAGGCGAUUUAUCAGAGACUGAGCUCAGCAGUGAGGCUCGGCACCCCCAGAUGGGCGCAGACAUCACGGAGGAGAAAGUGAGAAGCAGGUUUUUCAAGUUAGCAAUGAAAAUGAGUGAGAAGGAUACGUCUUCAGGGGAGGACCAGGAGUCCGAGCCUAAGACAGAGUCUGAGAACCAGAAGGAAAGUGUGUCCUCCGAAGACAACAGCCAAAGCGUCCAGGAAGAGCUGAAGAAGAAGUAUUCUGCUGUUUCUCUCUGCAACAUCUCCACAGAAGUCCUGAAGGUCAUCAACGCCACGGAGGAGUUGAUAGCAGAGUCCGCGGGCUCCUGGGAAUUCCCACCCGGCUUUCCAGACAGAGAGAAGGGGACAUUUCCUCUGGGGACAGACCAAGUGAGACUGGAUGAGCAGCUGACUUCCCUGGAAGAAAACGUGUACCUGGCGGCAGGCACAGUGUAUGGACUCGAAGGCCAGCUGAAUGAGCUGGAAGAUGCUGCCCGCUGCAUCCACAGUGGCACUGGUGAGACCGAACUUGCCGAUCUGGAGGACCAGGUGGCCACGGCUGCAGCCCAGGUCCACCAUGCUGAGCUCCAGAUUACUGAUAUCGAGAGCCGGAUUUCAGCCCUGACCGUUGCAGGAUUAAACAUAGCUCCGUGUGGGCGCCUCACGAGAAAACGAGAUCAGAAGCAAAGAAACCAGGUCCAGACUAUAGACACAUCAAGGCAGCAGAGGAGGAAACUGCCUGCUCCGCCGGUGAAAGCUGAAAACACUGAGGCAUCUUCAGUGACCACUAUGAAGACAUUCAAUCGCAACUUCAUUCUCCAAGGCUCCUCGACAAACAAGACGAAAGAAAGUAAAAGCACCACCGAGGAUGCGAUGGAGCCCACCCUGGAGUCUGCUGUGAUGUAUUAGCACCAUGGAACUCCACUGCCAGUGACCCACUGCCUCCGCCCCACACGACAGUGCCUUGACCCAACAGCCAUUGAAUACUGUACGGAUUUCCACGUGAGGAGAGGGUCUGGGGAGGCCACCGUGCGCAGGGCUGUCCUGAUGCCUCACCUAGAAAGCGUCCUAGACAUCAGCAUUGUGGUCUUGGCCACUCUCUGCCUUAGGCUCCCCGGGGAAUCUGCGACAGAAAACCAAGACGCUGGCUUCCAACAGCAGAGCUUCGCUGCUGUGUGUCAUCGUCACGAUCUUUUGGGUAUUUUUUUUUUAACCCUUCGAUUUAAUUAGAAUUACAUGAAACCGUUUGUCCAAAGGAAAAUUGUUGGGGUGGGGGGAUGGUAGAGGAAAGGGAGAUGGGCAUUAUCAUUUAAUUCAUAAUCAGUUCUUAUUAAUCUUGCGAAUGCUGAGGAGAAAAGAGAAAAACGCCCCUCUAGUGAGCACUAGGGACUCAAAUCUGAGGAGUGCUCGGCCAUCAAAGGUGCAGGUCUCCCUGCAGCCACUUCCUUCCUGCUAAACACCCACCUGUCAUUCUGAUUGCUUUGCAAUCACAAGCCACAGACCGUGAAGCUCUGACUCACCCAUGCCAUGCCCAGAUCUGUCUGAAACAAUGGCUCGUGGAGAAUUUAGGUUCCUCCUUGGACUGACUGAGACUUUCCCCACUCUGAAGGGGAGAAGGACCUGAGGAAGCCCACCACUGGCCUAACUUAAGGUACCAUCCGGAAUCAACGUGAUGUGGUGUAGCAAUGACGCAUCUAAAUAAGGUUUGGGUAAACGGAUUAUCUCAGACUAUAACCACAUGAGAUAAUGAUGUCCUCCAAAGUUUAUUUCCCCGUAAAUAUUCAGGAAAGGUAGUAAAAUGACCUUAAAGACAAAAAUGGUUAAAAUAGCCUUAGAAAACAUACAGGUAUGAAAAAAGCAGGGACAAACUGUGAAGUUAAUGGACAGAAGAGUUGACACUACAUCCAGGUUUCUGGUCUCAAAUGCAUGACUAUUUAGAGUGUGUUUAUAAAAGCAAAUGGAACUGGAAUUUCACUCAAUUAAUCGAGCAUUUGCAACCUUUUUUAUUUGCUCCUGAUAUAUUCUGAGUCUGGCAGGCAAGGGCAUAGUAUGACUGAUGUUUAUUUAUUCUCAUUUUAAUCCUUAGAGCAACCCUAUUUAGUAGGUAUCCCCAUUUUUCAGAUCUGGAAACUGAGGGCCAGAGAGAUUAAUUUGCCAAAGUCACACCUUUAAGCCAAGUGUAAUUAGAAUGGCUCGUAAGAGCCUCACUGUGUGUUGUUUUCAACUUCUGCCUUCUUUCGCUGCAAGGCACGUUCUCAGACCUCGUUCGCUGCUGAAAUGUGUGUGAUGAUCCUUUCCUGAGGGAGGUCUGCCUAUCUUCCGAUACUACUUCUUGCUGAUGCGGUGUACGUGUUGACUAACAGAAACGACGCCUUUGAAACAAAGUAAACCUUUGGCUUUUUGUUCUGUUGGUGUGAUUCAAAGCAAACAAAUAUAAAUUGGAAAAACACAACAACUACAAAAAGAUCUGAGUUCCAAAUAGAAUGGUUCCUUGAAGAGGCAUGAGAAGCAACUAUUGUGUUACAGUGUUAAAAUAAUCAGUUUUCUUUGACAAAAACGUGUACUGUGUAAGCCUUGCAAAAACAAAACAAAACAAAAAAAAACAGAAGACGCCUGCUCUAUGGCAUUUGAAUUUUUACAGAGGUUUCCUUGUGCCAAAUAAGUGCAAAGAUUUAAUUUACUAUUAAAAACCAUAAGCAUAUAUGUUAUAGUUCCAGAAGAAUUAUUUUGUCAUCAAGUGAUUUUGAUCUUCAGUGUCAAUCUUUAUAUUUAGAUUAAUUUUUAUAAAUGAAAAUAUUUUAAUGGUUUAAGAAAAAUGAGGACAAUAGGACCAUAUCUUUGAUGACUUCUGAAAGUUAUGCUUGCCUUCAUGUUAUAUGCACAUUGCCAAGAAUCACUGUCAAGAGAAAUGAUAAAGAAG